Molecule: messenger RNA, 1275 nt
Organism: Prunus armeniaca (apricot)
Lineage: Eukaryota; Viridiplantae; Streptophyta; Magnoliopsida; Rosales; Rosaceae
Source: the annotation of a GenBank genome assembly
AUGGUCAUGAAAAGCAAGGAAAAAGCAGAAGACACCUCCCCCACCAAUUCGAACCUACCUAACGACAUGUGGCAGUUGCAUGUAGACGAAGCAUCAAAUCACAAAGGAGCAGGAGCAGGAGUCGUUAUAAUCACCCCAGACGGAACCUUGUUGGAACAAGCUAUCACACUAGGCUUUUCUGCUUCAAACAACGAGGCAGAAUAUGAGGCAUUGCUUGCAGGACUGCACUUAGCGAAAGAACUGUCGAUCAAGAAAUUGGCCAUCUACUUAGACUCCCAGUUGAUCAUGAAUCAAGCCUCAGGCAAGUACAUGGCAAAGCAUCCAAGAAUGGUCCAGUACCUCGACAAAGUCCAAGGACUUUUGAAAGAAUUCCAUACUUUCACCAUCCAACAAGUUCCACGGGCAGAGAACACUCAUGCAGAUGCGUUGGCGAGCCUAGGAUCAGCACUGGAUACCCAGUUCAGACGCUCCAUCCCAGUUGAACACCUUGACCGGCCAAUCAUCGAAGAAAUAGACCCCAUCAUUGACUACUUAGUGAAUGGAAAUUUGCCAACGGAUAAGUCCGAAGCUAGGAAGGUCCAACAGAAAGCCUCGAGAUAUUACAUGCAAGGCGACAAGCUCAUUCGCAGAUCAUAUUCCGGCCCUCAUCUCACUUGCAUAAAAUACCCUCAAACACUUGAGGUCCUCUGCAAAAUUCACGACGGCGAGUGUGGCAACCACUCUGGGGGCAGGUCACUCUCCCAGAAAGCUCUAAACGUAGGCUAUUUUUGGCCUACCAUGCGCCACAACUCCGCUGAAUAUGUCAAAAAGUGUGGUCGUUGCCAACGAUACAAGUCGAUCCCUAAUCUGCCUGCCGAAGUUUACCAUCUCCAAAACAGUUCAUGGCCAUUCAUGCAAUGGGCCAUCGACUUAGUGGGUCCCUUGCAACCGGCGCCCACCAAGAAAGAAAUGAUGAUUGUCGUCAAUGGAUUGAGGCUGAAGCUCUAUCCUCUACUAAAGAAGCUGAUGUGGAGCAAUUCAUCUAGAGAAAUAUCAUCUGCCGGUUUGGCUGCCCACAAUCGCUGGUCACAGUUCAUUGGCUCACAGUUCAUUGGCAAGCAGAUCACCGCCUUCUUUGCGAAAUACAAGAUCAAGCAAUACCUGUCCACUCCGAGCAUAAGCAGCCCGCCACCUCUGGAAUUGACCUUCAUCCAUAACACGGUGCAGGUUGGCCACAAACCUCUUCUUGUACACUUCGGAAUGAACACUCCUAGCCUAUGCCACUGUCAACCCUAG